AAUGGAAAAUGAAAAUGAAAAAAGAAAGGGGAAAGUAGCCGCUAUAUAACAGUGCUCUUAACUUUGUUGAAUUGCGUGAGAAAUUGUUAGGUCAAGGCGGAGUUCUCUCUCUGUCUCUCAUCGUCUACGCGAAGAAAGAAAUGACUAUGGAUCAGCCACACUAUCCCACCAUUGCUCAGAAGGUGACUGGGAAGCUCUACCGGACAACCCCCACUCAACGUUUUGGAGCAUUUGAAGGAAGCCAGCCCCGACCAUCUCUCUAUCAAUCACAGUUCAAAUAUGGGAACUACACCAACACUGCAUUGGCAUAUCCAUGUCAAAUGACAUGUGACCUUUCUAUGGUCAAGUCUACUGCCUCCCCAGUUUUUGCACAAGCUCCUGCUGAGAAAGGAUUUGCGGGCUUUGCCAUUGAUUUUCUCAUGGGUGGAGUCUCUGCGGCAGUGUCGAAAACAGCUGCAGCUCCUAUUGAGCGUGUGAAACUACUGAUACAAAACCAGGAUGAAAUGCUUAAGACUGGUAGAUUAUCUAAACCAUACGGAGGUAUUGGUGAAUGUUUCUCACGAACAAUUAAAGAAGAAGGAUUUGGCUCUUUGUGGAGAGGAAACACUGCUAAUGUGAUCCGUUACUUCCCAACCCAGGCCUUGAAUUUUGCAUUCAAGGAUUACUUCAAGAGGCUUUUCAACUUUAAGAAAGACAGGGAUGGUUACUGGAAGUGGUUUGCUGGGAACUUGGCUUCAGGUGGUGCAGCUGGUGCCUCUUCUCUCCUCUUUGUUUACUCUCUGGACUAUGCUCGUACUAGAUUGGCUAAUGAUGCCAAGGCUGCAAAGAAGGGAGGAGAGAGGCAGUUCAACGGCCUGAUUGAUGUCUACAGGAAGACUUUGGCGUCCGAUGGCAUUGCUGGACUGUAUCGCGGAUUCAACAUAUCAUGUGUAGGAAUCAUUGUUUACCGCGGUCUCUACUUUGGAAUGUACGAUUCAUUGAAGCCAGUUCUUCUCACUGGCACGCUGCAGGAUAGUUUCUUUGCUAGCUUUGCCCUGGGUUGGCUGAUCACAAACGGUGCUGGUCUUGCAUCGUACCCAAUUGACACCGUUCGUAGACGUAUGAUGAUGACGUCUGGUGAAGCAGUAAAAUACAAAAGCUCAUUGGACGCAUUCUCUCAGAUCUUGAAGAACGAGGGUGCCAAAUCUCUGUUCAAGGGAGCUGGAGCAAACAUUCUGAGGGCCAUUGCCGGUGCUGGUGUGCUUGCUGGCUACGAUAAGCUGCAGUUACUCGUCCUCGGUAAGAAAUACGGUUCCGGUGGUGCUUAAGUAUGCGCAUGACGAUAACGACGACGACGUUGGCUUGGGUUUUCAUCGAUAACAACCGGUUUGAUUCAAUUUUGAAUAAUAGUUUGUUUAUGGGGGUUGUAUGUGUAUCCCCAAAACUCUGUUGCUUAAUUCAACUUUGGAUGGUAGUAAACAUUGCAUAAGUAGGCUGACGUAAUUGUCAGUGCAGCUGGGUGCUUGAUUUCGGACAGGUGAGUUUGAGGCGUGUAGUUUUCUUACUCGGAACAGUUGCAUUUUUGCCCUGCUAAAUAAAACUUAAGACAGUUUCUCA
This is a messenger RNA of Salvia splendens (bonfire salvia), 1596 nucleotides long. Its product is annotated as ADP,ATP carrier protein 1, mitochondrial. The transcript has 4 exons. The record is from RefSeq and is a predicted model, not a curated record. Gene Ontology annotation, cellular component: mitochondrial inner membrane. Gene Ontology annotation, biological process: mitochondrial ADP transmembrane transport; mitochondrial ATP transmembrane transport. Gene Ontology annotation, molecular function: ATP:ADP antiporter activity. NCBI's taxonomy places the organism in Eukaryota, Viridiplantae, Streptophyta, Magnoliopsida, Lamiales, Lamiaceae. The coding region runs from base 141 to 1307 and encodes 388 amino acids.